AUGCAUAUUCGGUCAACUCUCACCCUGGGCCUCUUAGCCAACACUGCCACAGCUGUUCUUACGAGCUGCGGUACGAAAGGCUCCAGCAAAGCUUUGCAGGAUCUGUCUAAAGAUCUGCAAAGUGAGCCUUUGACAGUUCGUGACCAAGGAAAGAACAUCGAAGUUAAGACGUUUGUUCAUAUUGUUGCAGCAAGUGAAAAGGAAGAAGAUGGAUAUCUUACCGACGAUACAGUCAAUAGUGAGAUCGAGCUACUGAACAAAUCCUACAAACCAUGGAACUUUUCCUUUAAGCUCGCCAAAAUCACACGGACUAUCAAUGAAACUUGGGCUUACAACUAUGGCGAUUGGCCUGGUGGUAAGGAUACUGAGCCUGAAAUGAGAGCGGCUCUUCAUAUGGUCCCACGUGGAAAGUGCGAACUCCCUGUUCCCGGCGCGACAGACGACACCGUUCUUGCGGAUGGAUGCAUUAUGAAACCUAAAACCCGUGGCGUGCUUCCCCCCACCUUCGAUCAAGUGACCAUUCAUGAGGUCGGUCACUGGUUCGGCCUGGAACAUACCUUUCACAAUGGUUGCGAAGAGCCAGGCGACUAUGUUGACGAUACGCCUUACGAAGCAUCUCCUGUUCAGUUUGGUAACUGUGCCGAGCCUGGCCGCAAUACUUGCCCCGAUAAGCCUGGCUUGGAUCCAGUUGACAACUACAUGACAUAUGUAGACUAUGACUGUGGUCCUUUGAGGUUCACUCCCGGUCAGGCUGAACGAAUGCACAAGCUUUGGAAGCUACGUGCGGACUCAAAGAUUUAG
Messenger RNA from Fusarium graminearum PH-1, 801 nucleotides. RefSeq lists its product as uncharacterized. The coding region runs from base 1 to 801 and encodes 266 amino acids. The record is from RefSeq and is a predicted model, not a curated record. Lineage: Eukaryota; Fungi; Ascomycota; Sordariomycetes; Hypocreales; Nectriaceae. The transcript has 4 exons. Gene Ontology annotation, molecular function: metallopeptidase activity.